UGAAUUAUUAAAUUAAUGUGCUCUGCAGAUUGUCCCGUGUUUAGGCAAGCGAUACACGAUAGUUUUUGUUGGGUCUUAACGGGGUCUCCAGCAUCGGUAAAUUUUAGAGAGCAUUCGAUAGGCACCGGCAUUGCAAAUAGGAGAACGCACGGAAAUCAGUGGUGAAAUAAAACAACAAAGCCUAAUUUAUUUAUCUGGGAUUUGCUGAGUGUCUUUUGUCUCGACGAAAGAUGUACGCUUCGCGGAGUUAGUGGGAAUGCGAUGGUCAGGUUGCCGACUUCAAAGACAUUGAGUGCUUCGCUCUGGUAAGCUGUACGGAACAUAUCUAGCGUGAAUUUGCCGGCAAAUCUUAGUAAUAAUACUAUUCAUAUUGUGCAAUGCACCGCGGAGAUUUGUCUUUCCAUGCAAUUCAUCGCAACUAAAAAAAAGUCAGUUUUACCGGCAACUUCCAAGCAGUGUCAUUCUUGCCUGAAAAUCGUCGGCACUUUUGUUGAACGCACAUUAAAUUAUGAAAUAUUUCGCAUAAAAGAUUCUUUACAGCCGUUUAUCCAGGGUUUUUUGUGGUAGCAUUUAUGCUAAGAAGGCGAGGUUGUUACAUGAAAUACGUUUAUCUACUUUCCUAUUCAACCCUGUAAUAAUCAUUGUGAUUUCAACGCCGUACGAUUAGUAGAAAAACAAUGCACCAGACUCUAUCUACAAGGACAAAUACAUUGAAUUCAAGCAGUCUUAUUAUUUAGCAUAGAGACACCGUACGUAGCGCACUGUCAUGUAUUAUUACUGCCCUUGGACAACACUUGAUUGAAUUGACUGGAAAAAUAUAUUCUGCGGCUUGUCAUACCUUCUGAAACAAUCUAUGUAACGACUAAUGACAAUGAUGUCGCAAGGAAACUACUAAUUCAUUAGGAUAUUGGCAUUUCUUCAGAUUUUUGGCCUAAGCCUAGGUGUUCUUAUUGGAGUAUUUUUACGCGUCUGGCGUAGGCAACAUGGAGCGUGUACUAGGCUACGUGUUUGCCAGUUGGAUUGCCAGCCUAUACAUGGUCACGCCUCUAUCAGCCUGUCCAGAAAAUUGCGAUUGUCCAUUGAUGGAAUUAAGAAUUGAAUGUGAUGAUCUCAACACACUGCCAUCACUCCCAAUCUUUGAGGAUGACCCCGAUAUACAUGCUUAUAUUGAAGAACUUGUGAUAGAGAAUCAAAAUACGAUAACACGGAUUGACAAUUUAACGCUGAGGGCGUUUCCUCGUCUAGAAAUUCUAAAACUUGCUAGGAAUAAUAUAAAGGAGAUAGACCAUGAUGCAUUUGCUGGCAACAAGAAGCUGUCUAAGAUAGAACUAGACCAAAACGACCUUAAAUAUGUACCAUGGCAACCGUUUGCGUAUCUGUUUAAUCUCCAGGAAUUAACAUUGAAGGACAAUCCUCUAAAAUGUGGCCAAUGUAACCACCGGUGGCUCCAGGAGUUGAUGCACGAAGGUAAAGUGGAUAAAGAGCUCAUGUGUUGGACUGAAGUAGGAGACGCCGCGAAAGAGCAGAAAGUCAAACUUAUUGAUAUUGCGUUCCAAAAUUGCACUUUACCUACUGUUAAUGUAACGGAAAAGACGGUUGUUCUGCAAGAAACUCAGCAAAUUGAAAUCGACUGCGUGGCCAGUGGCUCCCCACCACCGACGGUUAAAUGGUUGUUUACCCCUUACAAUCAUACCAUCGUUGACAUAGAGAAUGGCAAGAAACUUCGUGUUCACAGUGCACAUCGAAAUGACAAUGGUAAAGUAUUAUGCGAGGCUAGCAACGAAGCAGGAAAUGACGUACAAAUUGUUAAUUUCACUGUGCAGUUUCCUCCCAAGAUUAACGACUAUUAUGUGAUUUUGGAAGAGGAGAUUUUCUACAAGACAUUGGUUUUCAAUAUUUCUGGUAUUCCUAUGCCAGAAAUUGAGAUUUACCACGACGGUGAAAAACAGCGGAUUGAUACAGAAGGAAGCUUUUUGAAAAGCGGAGAUAACACUUUUUCCCCUACACGAACAAGCUUCAACGGCUCCGUAUAUUUUGUUCGUUGUUCGCACGCCAAUAACGGCAACUAUACACUGAUUAUCAAGAACAAGUUUGGAACGGAUAACGCGACUCUGUAUAACGUCACGUUGGUGGUCGAUCCGGGCCCAGAAUUUGUUCCAGUUAACAGCACUGUUUUGCCGACAUAUAAAACUCCUAUAACUGUGUAUGAUCCAAAAGGUUCGCUAACAGUACCGUAUGUAAUUGUGCCGGCUAUAUUAGCUGCUGCCUUCGUCUUCGCGUUAGUCUGUGUAAUAAAGUCUCGACACAAAAAAAGAAGUAGACAUCUUCCUUUCGAAAACGGCGAGGUUCUGGAUCCUUUAAGACCGCAUGCACCGACACUACCAAUGGUUGAAAAUCCCAACUACCUUAAUGGAAUACAAACUCACCAUAUUGAUAGAAACAAGAUCCAUUUUAUGAAAGCACUUGGUGAAGGCGCUUUUGGUCUCGUCUACCUGGGAACUUACAAAUGUGUGAACGACCCCUUAAAUGACACUCGUGUUGCUGUCAAACGUCUGAAGGACGCUGCGCGUGGUGACGCACGCAAGGAUUUCGAGCGGGAAGCCGAGCUAUUAGCAAAUCUUCAGCACGAUAAUAUUGUAACGUUUUAUGGUGUUUGUAUGGAGAAGGAACCAUUUUUGAUGGUGUUUGAGUACAUGGAGAAUGGUGACCUCAACAACUAUCUGAGAUGCCGAGGCCCUGAUGCCGAUUGUUUGACGAAGGAUGAAGUGUCCCUUCUUCCCUUGACGUACAAUGAGUUACUUUACAUUGCUAAACAGAUUGCGUCUGGAAUGGUUUAUAUGGCAUCGCAACAUUUUGUGCAUCGUGAUAUGGCUACACGUAACUGCCUUGUCGGUGAGCGUCUGGUGGUGAAGAUAGCUGACUUUGGCAUGUCGCGUGAUGUAUAUAGUACGGAUUAUUAUAGGAUUGGUGGACAGACUAUGUUGCCUGUGCGAUGGAUGCCACCGGAGAGUAUCAAUUACCGAACGAACACGAUAGAGAGUGAUGUAUGGAGUUACGGAGUUGUACUUUGGGAGAUAUUUGAAUAUGGAAAGCAACCGUGGUUUGGACUCUCAAACGUGGAGGUUAUAGAGAAGAUACUUAGUAAUCAACAACUCGAAUGUCCAAAGGCCUGUCCCAAAGAAAUCUUCGAAAUUGUCAAAGGAUGUUGGGAGAGGAAGCCCCAAGACAGGUUACCAAUAAAGGAAAUCUACGAAAGGAUAUCCAAGUUCUCCGAAGUAAUGCCACCAUUUCUGGAUAUGUCAGGAAAGAACACGCUCGUUUGAAAUCAUAACGAUUGAUGAAUUUUAAUUAUGUUUAGUGAUUAUGUUUUUCGGUUUUGUUUACGUUUGUUGUAUUGCCAUCCAGAAUAUAGUAUCAUAAAAGCACAAUACCGAUGAACUCCUUCAGAUGAGGUGGUGUUGAUAACGCUUGUCAAGCGACACAGAGUUUCAGAUGGACUCCGUCCAGAUAUCUGCAAGAAUAAGACAAUUAAUGCCAAUAUACGAGAAGCACCCUUCUUGCUGUACUUACUCGAACGUUGUCGCCCGCAUAAAUUGUGUUAUUAAUUUUAAUCGCACAAUAAAUUGAACCACUAUAGCGAAAGAGAUGUUACACGUAAUGCAACUUGACAUGGUGAGGUUAUUCCAGAAAUACCUUAUAUGGUAAUGCUUGUCAAAUGGCUCUUCAAAUGUAUUGUAUAAGGACAGCUAAUAGCGGUCAUCCAUUGAGAUCAUGCCAUCGGUGGAUUGUUGAAAUAUUUUAUUAAAUGUUGCGAUGAUGUGAGGUAUACAGUACACUUGCUGUGCUGACCUAAUAUAUUAUUUUAUUGACAGGGUUUAUUUAAAACUGUUAAUUGAUUAUUUUAAUAUUCCAGUCUUUCAUGACUGAGUGUUAGUGAAUUGCGCCACGGAAUGCAAUGCUACAAGACUCCGAAAACGAAUCAUGUGGGAACCAGAGUAGUAUUAAGCAUGCAUGAUAGAAACACGCGUGUGCUUCAUUAGCGUUGGCCUUGUUAUUUGGAAAAGUCUCGUUCUUAUAUCCUAUUGUGUGGAAGCGAUUUUCAUUACCCCUCCGUCUUAUCAAACAACUCGCUUAAUGUAAUUCAAAAUUUUAUGAAACUACUUGAAUUUCGAUGAUGGCUUUAAUAUUAUAAUUGUGUGUUAUGGUAAAUAUACAUUAUUUUGUUUUAUGGUAAAUAUACAUUAUUUUGUUUUGCAUGGAAUUGUUGAAAUCAUAAAAGCAAUUAAUCAAAAUCUCUAUUAUUUAAAGUAUACCGGUAGGCCUAUAGCCUACAUUCACAUUCAUAAAAGCUCGAUAUAAAUUAAUCUAUAAUGUUUUCGAUCAACCUUAUGCUAAACUGAACAUAUACGAGACUGCAUUGUUUUUGAAUAUUUUAUUAUUAUGUUAUUAUAAUUUUUAUUAUUAUAUACCUUGAACUUUCUGAUGGAUUUGAAAUCCACCCUCUACAAAUAUUAUGAGUUUGAAUAUAGUUUAUCUACAUAAGUAAUGUCAAAUAAGUUUGCAAAUAUGAAGGAUUUCCUAGAUUUAAUGCGAGGUAUAGUGUUGGAAGUAUAAUAGUUAGAAGUGUUUAUAAAGAAGAUAAUUAAAAACAAUUGUAUAUAUGUGAUAUUUUAUGAUUUCUGCUCAAAAUUUUCGUCAGGUCAAUUAUGUUAACACCCCUUGUAAAUAAUCGAAAGAAUCUAGAUUAAGAUUGGGGUUGAUAAAAGCUACGUGUGUAUCUAUAAGGAAAGAGUUCGAAUUGAAACGUCUUUCUCGGUUUCGUUCUUGAUGCAAGUAAGAUGUAGAUUUAAGUGCUUCUUAGGUAUGACCAUCAAUGGUACGAUUUAUAAAUACUUGCCGCCAUGAAAGUAACUUAUUAUAAAUCUAAAUAUACAAAUUUAAGUGGUAUAAACACGAAUGCGAAGACCGAACUUUAUUAUUGCUACAUUACUCAUAGUUCUAAUAGAGCACGUAUGUGUCGCUCGAGUAUUGAAAGUACGGUAUCAGCUUCAAUGUAAUUCUACGCAUUGUUGAAUAUACGCUAGUUAUUGUUGGGAGGGAGAUGUGAAGAUUACAGCUUGACACUACAAAAUACUUUAAAAAUCAGGGCUUAUCUAUAAUCAUAUAUGGGUUAUAGGCCCUAUUCCUUAAACACAUAUUGAAAAGGGCGCCCCUAUUAUUUGUCUAGACACUAAUUUGAUAACGGCUUGUAGGCCUAUAUCUCCACAAAUGACUUAAUGUUACGUCAUAAAUCACACAUUGUGGCUUUAAAAUAUUGUGUAUAUGUAUUAGAUAUGACGUAUGCAGAGACGCAUACAGUACGUUAUGUAUACAUACACAUAAGCAUAUAUGCCUGUAGUAAAUAAUUGCAUAAUCAAUCCCCACAUCACACACCGACUUACAUGUAGUAUAUUAUGUAAUAUGUCUUAUUCAUUUACAUUACUUUAUAAAUGAAACCAUGUACAUUAUAAACACGUAUCUGUAGUACACAAAUAAGUAAAAUCCUAAAUAAUGGAUUU
Anneissia japonica is the source of this 5558-nucleotide messenger RNA. RefSeq names its product NT-3 growth factor receptor-like. Gene Ontology annotation, cellular component: axon; membrane; signaling receptor complex. Gene Ontology annotation, biological process: cellular response to nerve growth factor stimulus; cell surface receptor protein tyrosine kinase signaling pathway; multicellular organism development. The record is from RefSeq and is a predicted model, not a curated record. The transcript is spliced from 13 exons. The coding region runs from base 984 to 3323 and encodes 779 amino acids. Gene Ontology annotation, molecular function: neurotrophin binding; transmembrane receptor protein tyrosine kinase activity; neurotrophin receptor activity. NCBI's taxonomy places the organism in Eukaryota, Metazoa, Echinodermata, Crinoidea, Comatulida, Comatulidae.